Messenger RNA from Anas platyrhynchos (mallard), 6457 nucleotides. It is a transcript of the gene KIF11, whose product is annotated as kinesin family member 11. Lineage: Eukaryota; Metazoa; Chordata; Aves; Anseriformes; Anatidae. Gene Ontology annotation, molecular function: microtubule binding; ATP binding; plus-end-directed microtubule motor activity. Gene Ontology annotation, biological process: microtubule-based movement; spindle elongation; mitotic spindle assembly. The record is from RefSeq and is a predicted model, not a curated record. Gene Ontology annotation, cellular component: spindle microtubule; mitotic spindle; nucleus.
ACCGGGGGCGGCCCUGCAGCACCGAAGCCGGGCCGUGCUGGGGUUUCUGGAGAGCAAACCCCACCAGAGCAGCGCAGCCUCGGCGCGGCUGUCCCUUCAGCAAGGACACCGAGCCGGGCAGGGAGCAGAGAUCUCCCCGCCGCGGGGGCGCCUGCAGGGCCCGGGGGCUGCCGGCGGCGCUGCGGUGACAGCGCUGAGGUAACGGCCGGGGGCCCUCGGUCACGUGACGCCUCCUCCAGCCCGCCCGCGCACUACAGCCCCCAGCACGCCCCGCGCUCCUGGGCGGUGAAAGGCGCCGCUUCCGCCAGCCUCUUGCAUCAUCACCGCGGGCUCUCCCGCUGUUUGAAACCGCGUCCCAUGGUGCUCCGCGCGCUCCCCGCCGAUUGGCCGGGCCGGGGGGGGUGACGCAUCUUUCAAACUGGGCGGCGGGGCGCGCGCUGGCCAGCGGCUGCGGGGCGGGCGGGCGGUUGGCGGAGCCACAGGCACGAGCACGAGGCAGCUGCGCCGCGCUCCGCUCCUCGGCCGCGCCGCGCUUGCGCUGUCCCGGUCCCGGUCCCGCCAUGGCCUCCCUCAGCUUACAGGGCGGCGGCAAGAAGGAGGAGAAGGGCAAGAACAUCCAGGUGGUGGUGCGCUGCAGGCCUUUUAAUGCCUCAGAACGUAAAGCAAGCUCCUAUGCCGUUGUAGACUGUGAUCAAGUACGAAAAGAAGUUAGUGUCCGCACUGGCGGAGUCACAGAUAAGACAUCAAGAAAGACUUACACAUUUGAUAUGGUUUUUGGAGCUCAGGCAAAGCAGAUUGAUGUGUACCGGAGUGUUGUGUGUCCCAUUUUGGAUGAAGUUAUUAUGGGCUAUAACUGCACAGUGUUUGCCUAUGGCCAAACUGGUACUGGUAAGACCUUCACAAUGGAAGGAGAGCGGUCACCCAACGAGGAGUAUACUUGGGAAGAGGAUCCGCUAGCAGGUAUAAUACCCCGUACGUUGCAUCAAAUAUUUGAAAAACUCACAGAGAAUGGCACGGAAUUUUCAGUGAAAGUCUCUCUUUUGGAAAUAUACAAUGAGGAGCUUUUUGAUCUUCUGAAUCCUACUCCCGAUGUUGGAGAAAGACUGCAGAUGUUUGAUGACCCUCGAAACAAGAGAGGUGUAAUUAUUAAAGGCUUGGAAGAAGUAACUGUACACAACAAAAACGAAGUCUAUCAAAUCCUGGAAAGGGGUGCAGCAAAGAGAACAACUGCAGCUACUUACAUGAAUGCAUAUUCUAGCCGCUCCCACUCUGUGUUUUCGAUUACCAUCCAUAUGAAAGAAACCACAGUAGAUGGAGAAGAACUUGUCAAAAUUGGGAAGCUAAACUUGGUUGAUCUUGCAGGAAGUGAAAACAUUGGUCGAUCUGGGGCAGUUGACAAAAGAGCUCGUGAAGCUGGAAAUAUCAACCAGUCUCUCCUGACACUAGGAAGAGUCAUUACUGCUUUAGUAGAAAGAGCCCCACAUAUUCCAUACAGGGAAUCUAAACUUACAAGAAUCCUUCAAGACUCUCUUGGAGGACGAACAAAAACAUCAAUAAUUGCCACUGUUUCUCCUGCAUCCAUAAAUCUUGAGGAAACACUGAGUACGCUGGAAUAUGCUCACAGAGCAAAGAACAUAAUGAACAAGCCGGAAGUUAACCAGAAGCUGACCAAAAAAGCCCUCAUUAAGGAAUAUACUGAGGAGAUCGAGCGUCUGAAACGAGACCUGGCUGCUACACGAGAAAAAAAUGGAGUGUAUAUUUCCCUUGAAAACUUUGAAGCCCUUAAUGGGAAGCUGACUGUUCAGGAAGAACAAAUUGCAGAGUAUAUUGACAAAAUCAGUGUCAUGGAGGAAGAAUUGAAAAGAAGCAUGGAACUGUUCACAGUUAAUAAAAAUGAACUUGAACAGUGUAAAACAGACCUGCAAAUCAAGGAGAAGGAACUUGAAGAAACACAAAGAGAUCUGCAAGAAACCAAGGUUCAUCUGGCUGAAGAAGAAUAUGUGGUUUCAGUUUUGGAAGACACUGAACAAAAACUUCAUGGCACAGCUAGCAAGUUGCUUAGUACUGUUGAAGAAACUACAAAAGAUGUAUCUGGUCUCCAUGCAAAAUUGGACCGUAAGAAGGCAGUUGAUCAGCACAAUGCUAUUGUUCAAAAUACAUUUGCAGGACAAAUGACUGAUUUGUUCAACAAAAUACAAAAUUCAAUUAAUGAGAACAGUUUGAAGCAGCAACAGAUGUUGACAUCUUAUACAAAUUUUAUUGGUGACAUCUUGUCUACCAGUUCUUCAGCAGCUAAUAUUCUAGCAUCAGUUGUAUCAGCAUCUCUUGCCUCUGUUAAAGAAUUAGUGUCUACUGAAGUUUCUUCCAUGUCUGGAAAAAUAUUACAACAUGAGAAUCUGUCACUUAAUUGUAAAGCUGAGCUCCUGAGAUUAAUUGAGGAGCAUACAUCUGGAUUAGGAAAAGCAUUAAAUAGCUUAACACCAAUGGUAGAAUUUGUCCUUGGCCUAAGUUGUCAGUUUCAGACUAAUGUGAAGAAAUAUUCUGCUGUGGCUGACAAGAUGGAAUGUCAUAAAAAAGAAGUGGAUACCUUCUUUGAAGAUCUUUCUCUCACUUUGAAAAAGUUACGAGACGAAAUGACCAGUGUUCUUGCUCAGCUUCAGAAUGAUUGUGAGAAUUUAAAAGAAGAAGUGGAAAUGACAAGAUUGGCACAUAUGAAGAGUACAGCAGAAUUAGUGUCCUCACUGCAAAGCCAGCUUGACCUGUUUGCUCAGGAGACUCAGAAGAACUUAAGUGAUGUACUGGCAAAAAAUCAAAGUAUGAAGACCACCAUCACUGCUGUGCAAGAAGACGUUCACCUGAAAACCACAGACCUAGUCAGCAGUGCAACUUCAAAUCACAGCAAAUUUAUUGCAUCUAUGGAUAACUUCUCUGAAGAGCUCAGGAUAAUAAAUGCUGAAAACAAGAUGAUGCUGGAAGAAUCCACAGACCAUUGUCAACAACUUCUCAGCAGUCUCAAAGAUGUGUCUCAGGAUACUGAUAAAUGGGGUGAACAUGCAGCUGCUCGGAUAAUCAGCUUUACUGAUCAGCAGCUGUUGUCCUUCAGUGAUGAGAAGAAACAGCUUCUGUGUUCACAACAGAAAAACAAAGAAAACUGUGAUAGAGCAGUAGCUGAAAUCGUUGACCGUAUUGAUGGACGAAAGAGUGCUGAUGAGAAGGUACUAAAUGGCCUUCUUGAUCAGAUAAAAGUUGAUCAGGAGAUACUUCUGGAGCAGAAGCUGGCACUUAAUGAGGAAGCACAGCAUGGACUGACUCAGGUUAAUGGUUUCCUGCAAGAGGAACUUAAAGUGGAUAUUCCAACAGGGACAACUCCACAGAGAAGAGACUACUUGUAUCCAGUCAUGCUGGUGCGAACAGAACCCAGGGAACUUCUACUGGAGCAAUUAAGGGAAAAGCAAGCAAAGCUUGAUGCUAUGUUAAACAGUGUGACAAAGGAAAUAAGGGAGAAUGCAGAUCAAGACUUACUGGAAGAGGAGGAAGGGAUGCAAGAAUCCAGUGAAAGCAUUGCUGGCUACAAAUCCUUAGUGGAUAUAAACAUAAGUUGUAACACAAAUGGUGGAAUUCCAUUUUUUCAGCACAAAAGGAGUCACAAAAAGGAUAAAGAGAACAAAUCUGCAGCAACGUUGGAGAAGACCAAAACAGAGGAUUUAACAGAACAGCUUCUUCCCAAAUCUAAGAUUCCUUUAAGAUCAAUGAACUAAGAGAUUUUACUCUUAUAUACAUAUAUAUAUAUUUAUAUACAAAAUCUUUACUGCAGAUCCUGUUUUGGAAUGCUUAACAUCUAAUGGUCCACUGAGCCAUAACUUCUUAGUUUUUCUUGAUCUCUGUAUAUAGUGAAUAUACUGAUGCAAACUUGGAUCAAAAGACUGACCUGACAGAUGUCCUGCCUUUGUCCCAUUUCUGUAUGCAGUAGCUUGUGGAGUAUUAAUAGACUUUUUUUUAAAACAAAUUUUUUUAAACAAAACUUGUAGAUUAUGGUGCUGUAUGUUGAAUGUGGAUUUUUGUAUUGUCAAAUAAGAAAUCCUUUUCUGCUUCUCAGGUUUAAAGCCACAGCAAGGGUUGUGGAAUAAUGCUUUAUUAGCAUUAGCAUCUGCCAAUGUGUUUUAAUUAGCUGUAAAUAAGUGCUCUGUUUCUGUGCCUACCUUACUCUGAUUCCUGUUACCAUGAAGUAGACAGAUGUCUUUGGGAUACUUCAAAUAAAUCAAUUGAUAUAUGGAGCGCAUGUUCUGGCACUAUGCUUCUCUCACUUUCUAGCAUGAGACCAGUCAGCUGUCUUCCUUUGAGAUCUUACUACUCAUUUAUUACUACUCAUUUAUUCUUUCUUUAGCCUUUGUUGGCAAAGCUAGUUUUUUUUUUUCCUUAGCAGGAUCGCAGAAAGAGGGAAAACGUUAAUUCCCUUUCAAAUGAAUGAGACAUCUAUGCUUCCACACAGACUUCCUUGUUUUGUUUUGUUUUUUUUGUGAUGUCUUGGCUACGUGUACUAGCUAAUGUACUAGAUCAUUCCAUUGUGGCAUGAGGCUUGAAACCUCAAAACCUUGAAAGGCUUUUAAAAGACUGCUUUAGCUGUCAAAAUCUUCCCAUCAGCAUGGCUUGGCAUACUGUGGGAUUCUGGCACCAGAAGCAUCAUCAUGGACCUUAGGAGCUAGGUUUUUGCACUAUGACUAUUAUCGUUGACUAGAUUAUAGUAAAAUCUUCCAAGACUGUUCAAUAAAAUACUUAAGAAUUAAACUUCUGGCAGAAGAGCUGAUUGCAUAGCUUUGUGUGAAUGGCCGUUCUCAUUUGGCCUUUAACCUUUCACUCUGCUACUUAGUUUUCCCUAUGGUGUUCAUAGGAUCAGUAUGAACAAAAUGGAACAACCUCUGCUGAAGACAGGUCACAUCCAUGAAAACCAUGCCCACAAUCUGUGCUUCUUGGCUUUAUCUUCUAUGAAACUGUCCCCUCAGCUGUUUGCAUUGCCCUGGUACAGGUGCAGGCUGCUUUCCUAAAUGAUGUAUGAAUCUUAUGGACUCCUUGCUUACUUUUCUCAAACUACCUCUCAUAGUUUUUGUUUUUGUUUUGUUGGUUUUUUUUUUGCAAUACCAGCAUGACAGAUUUCAUCGGGCCUGGUGCCCAGAGGUUACACCAGAAAGCUGAAUAAGAGGAAAGCUUUGGAUGCAAGAACCUCUGCUUCCCUGCCGGCACUUCUUCUCCCACUAGAUGGCUCUAACACUAAAGUGUUAGUUCAAAGCUCAAGCACAGGUCACUAACCAGGGCUUAGGAACAGGUGCUUCGUUAAUUUUUCUGAAAAACAUCUGUUAAAAGUACAGGGUUCUAAAACCAAUAACAAAUUUAUGCUUCAGGGAGGAUAAUUCUGUAUUCAAGCUUGGGCAAGGGCUUGUUUAACGAAGAGCCACAUUUAAGAAAAAAAUGAUCAAACCUGUGCCUUUAGCAAAAAAUAAGCAAAGCUUACUGUAACUAAAUACUUCUCCUGACCUGCUGUUUUAGUUUUUUUUUUUUUGUUGCAUGCACAGUCCCUGAAAUAGGAAGAAAAACCUAUUUGUUUUUGUUUAAGAGAAGAGUUUUUUGGCUUUUUUUUUCUUAUACAUAGUUACUGGAUUCACAAGGUUUAACCCAAACAGAGGAAAUUAGGCUAGUUUAUAGAAUGGUUUCAAUUUGUCUCAUUAGAAAUUAUAAUUCAUAAGAAGAGAAGGAAGCUGUUUCUACAAAACAAACAGCAAGAUAAUAUCCUGGCUCAAUUAGUUGUGCUGAGCAUGAGGGAGAGUUGUGGUGUGACUGGGACUGAGGAAUAUAGCUGUGUUCUAAUGGACCAGCUUUUUUUUUCUGAUUCUAGAUUAGCAGCCAAGUGAGAUAGCUCUUUAUUUACAAAAAAAAAAAAAAAAAAAAAAAAAAGAAGGCAGGUAUGAAUAAUGUGACAUAGUGAAGUGGAAAGAAAAAUAAGAACAUUUUCUAAGUCAAAAAAAGAGCUGUGAUAUGAAGAGAAAGUGGAGGAAAGGAAGCUUCCUGCUUCUUCCUGAAAAUGGGGCAGCUGAGGCACUUGUGUUGGAGUUGUUGGGGGCUGCAAUAAUUAUUUGAAGAGAGGGAAAAACAACUAAGCUGCCUGGUUGCUGUGCUUGGCUGCUUUUAUUUCAAGUAGUAGAAGCACUUCUAUGCAACCAGUGAGGAGAAGGUGCUUAGCUAUUAGGCUCUACCUUUCUUUUUUUCUGUUAAGCAUCAGUCAUCCCAAUAAUCAUCUCUUAAAUGAGUAGAGGAAACAAGAGGGAAGCCUGUAACUCUCUGGGAGUGAUAAAAGAAAAAUUAAAGUUAGAGCUGGAAAAAUAAAACUAAAUACUGAAAUUCAUUUUCCAUCAAGUGUUGGAGGGGAAAAAUGAGCUCUAAUGUUCUAGAGCAUUAAAAAUAGGAG